Messenger RNA from Penicillium malachiteum, 525 nucleotides. RefSeq lists its product as uncharacterized. The transcript has 3 exons. Bases 1 to 525 code for a protein of 174 amino acids. NCBI's taxonomy places the organism in Eukaryota, Fungi, Ascomycota, Eurotiomycetes, Eurotiales, Aspergillaceae. The record is from RefSeq and is a predicted model, not a curated record.
AUGGAACGCAACCAAAUUGCUGCACCGGGAGCUGCACUAAUAUCGCCACAAGUCUCGCUAAUUGUGGAAAAUGUAGCAAUACAUGCACUGGAGUACUACCGGCAUGCUGUACUGGAUCAUGCGCAGAUCUAUCUAGCAACUCUACCAACUGUGGUGCCUGUAAUAAAAUAUGUAACGCAGCUCAACCAAAUUGCUGCUCUGGAAACUGCACGAAUCUUAGCACAAGUAUCACGAACUGUGGAAACUGCAGCAAUGCCUGCACUGGUAUACAGCCAGCUUGCUGUACAGGAUCAUGCACAGAUCUUUCUAGCAACUCUUCCAACUGUGGAGCAUGUAGUCAGGCUUGCAACACUUCAGUUCCGACCUGCUGCUCAGGAUCAUGUAGAAACCUUAAUAAUGACCCUAGCCAUUGUGGCUCUUGCACAUCAACUCCAUGCAAUGGCACGCUUCCAGGAUGCUGCUCUGGUACCUGCGUUGAUCUCAGUGCCAACAGCGCGUUUUGUGGAUCCUGUACGAACGUGGUGA